This is a messenger RNA of Helianthus annuus (common sunflower), 873 nucleotides long. Its product is annotated as transcription factor MYB90. The record is from RefSeq and is a predicted model, not a curated record. The transcript has 3 exons. Lineage: Eukaryota; Viridiplantae; Streptophyta; Magnoliopsida; Asterales; Asteraceae. The coding region runs from base 25 to 768 and encodes 247 amino acids.
ACCACUUAUAUAGAGAACAAAAAAAUGAGUCAGAAUUGUAAUACGAGUUUAGUCUUGAGGAAAGGGGCAUGGACUGCCGAAGAAGAUAUGCUUCUCAAGAAUUGUGUCGAGAAUUUUGGCGAAGGCAAAUGGCACCUUGUUCCACUCAGGGCAGGCUUAAACCGAUGCAGGAAGAGUUGUAGGCUACGAUGGUUGAAUUAUCUAAGGCCAAAUAUUAAAAGAGGAGACUUUGACAAAGAUGAAGUAGACCUCAUGCUUAGGCUUCACAAGCUUCUAGGUAAUAGAUGGUCAUUGAUUGCGGGAAGACUACCAGGAAGAACUGCUAAUGAUGUGAAAAAUUAUUGGAACACCCAUCUUAGAUCCCGUCUCAAACAAGAGAAAGAAAAACUUAAAGAUGGUGAACAAUCAGAGCAUACCAUGGUCACAGUUAUUAAGCCUCAACCACGUACCAUUUCGAAAACCUUAAAUUUGUACCCACACGUUACACCCCAUGACACCCAUAACUUGGUAACAUCAUCAAACAAUGACAGUAUCGACAACACCUUCAACAUCUCCCCAAACGUAGUCUCGUCACCAACAUUUGUUGACAAGAUUAACGGGUAUUUGGAGGAGUUAUUUGACAACGAGGAGAAGAAAAUUGACGAUGAAGUUGGGUGGUCUUUCGGUUUGGAGGCGGAAGGUUUAGAUGGUGUCAAGCAAGUAGAUGGCCAAAACAGUGUGUUUGAUUUACCCAUGGAUGAGGUCGUCAUGUUGGACCUUCUUUACUGAGAAGUGAGAACAAUGAAGAUUCUUAUCAGGUGUCACAUGAAAUUAUUAUAAAUAAAGGUUAAUGUACUACAAAAUUCAGUAUCAAUAUUGUUGAAUAUUGUUGAG